UCACUUGGCUGCGAGGCCUUCAGGAGGCAGUGGCUGGUGCUGCUCUGCUGGGGCUGCCGCUGUGCUCUUGAGGAGCUGCCUUGCAGGAAGGAGCCAAAGGCACUGGGAAGCAGCGUCCCCGCGUGGGACAGUUCCUGGUGACGAGUGGAGGAGGGCCGGAGCGAGAUGGAGGCCAGGAGUGCUCCCAUCCUGUGCAACGGCCGCCUCAUGUGUCCAACACUCAUGCACCUCCCGGACGACGGGAUUGUGAAAGUUUGGGAUGCAGUAUCCCACUUCAUCCGCAGGCAGUUCGCAUUGAACAAGGGCGUCACAAUACCUGGCCUGGGUGCCUUCUUUGCUGUUAAACAGGAGCGGCCCAUGGCAGGCUUUAAGCUCCUCGAUGUAAAGAUGCCCAUCUUCCAGGUUUCGGAGUACUUUGCCAAUGUUCAUGGACUGCCAUAUAAGAAAGAAACUUUUCCUGGUGUACCUCCAUUUGUUUUCCUGAAUUAUGCCUGGCUGUCCUUGGACACCGGCAUUCCUCGGGACACCGUGCAGCGCUGCAUUCAAGAGACCCUGCUCUUUCUCUCCUACACCCUCGCAAAGAAGCAGGGUGUUGAUUUCAUCUUCAAGGACAUUGGCUGUCUGGUCUUCCGCAAGAGCAGAGUCCAAAUGCAGUUUUCCUCGGACUUUGUUCACAACCUGAAUAGCAACGGCCAGCUGCUGAAAUCUCGCCUCAGUGUAAGUUUCUCACUGCACCAGCACAGCCCAGGGUUCCUGGGAAGUCCCCCGAGAGACCAUUGGGAGGGACUUCUCCUUCUGGGUCAGGCUCGUCUCCUGAUGAGGCACACGAGUCUUGCCCUUGCACAAAGCCAGGCAGUGAUUUACCAGGUGCAGGCACUCGCUGGGCAGCUUGUGCUGCUUGUGAGGGGGGGUGAACGCUAAGCACUGCGAGCUCUGCCCGUGGGCAGCUUUCUGCCUGAGCAGCCCCGACGCCUUCGUUGGCAAGGGCAUCCUUUCCUGGCCACGGUCUCACCCAGGACUGUCUCUCCUGCAGAGGACGGGGACCAUGGAUUUGGCCACACUGGAGAGGAAAAGCAUCGUCCUACAUCCAGCGUCUGGAGGUGUCAUCGUCUUUCCCAGGAUUGGCCUCUACAUACCUCGUGGAAGAGCUGCAGGGGAAGGGCCUCUUCAAGCACCCAAGGGGCGUGCUUUGGAAAAGAAGGGAGACGCAAGGGUGGAGGGAGAGUCUAAGAGAACAGGGGUGCCUCCUGCUAUUAAGAGCCAGCUGCUCACACGCCAGAGUCCUUCUCUACCCAGACUCUCCAGGGCGACUGGGGAGGCAAAGCUGGGCCAGGCUGCUGGGGAAAAAGAGCCUUCUCCCAGGCUGCGUACAGCACGUCAGGAGAGCUCCUCAAAGAUGGCAGAAGAGGGGAAGGGCAAGCGCUCUGCUGCGGCCUGGCCCCAAACUCAAGCCCCUGCCUGUGAGGCUCAACGGAGAGCAGGACAGGAAAUAUGCUGCCUGUACAGGCAAGAAGAUGAAAGAACUCUGCAGGCAUCGCUGGCUGAGGAGCAGCUGAAGAAAGAACGGGAGAGACAGCACAUGUGGGAAAAGUGCAAGGGUCGUGGCGAAAGGAAUGGGAGAGAGAGUAUCUGGCAGAAGACGCAGACGGAAAUGCAGAGGCUGCAGACAGAGAGUGCUUCCUCCAUGGCACUUGUGGAACUGAAAAAGUCUCUGCAGAUGGUACCAGUGGAUAUGAAGCAGCAGCACGUCCUCAUCCCUCACCCCCCCGAGAAGAAGGCUGAGGCAGCUCCUCUGAGCAAAUCAAGCACCAAGUGAGUGUGGGCCAACUCCAACAAAUGCCAGGAAAAGCUGAGCUGCAGCAGGCUGCCCGAGGGAUCCAGCAUGCGGG
This is a messenger RNA of Cygnus olor (mute swan), 1889 nucleotides long. RefSeq lists its product as uncharacterized. Bases 1046 to 1816 code for a protein of 256 amino acids. The record is from RefSeq and is a predicted model, not a curated record. The transcript has 9 exons. NCBI's taxonomy places the organism in Eukaryota, Metazoa, Chordata, Aves, Anseriformes, Anatidae.